Penicillium brevicompactum is the source of this 225-nucleotide messenger RNA. RefSeq lists its product as uncharacterized. Bases 1 to 225 code for a protein of 74 amino acids. The transcript is spliced from 2 exons. Lineage: Eukaryota; Fungi; Ascomycota; Eurotiomycetes; Eurotiales; Aspergillaceae. The record is from RefSeq and is a predicted model, not a curated record.
AUGAGACAUGCGUUGAUGCAAAUCAUUAUAAUUAUGAUCUCUUUUCGCAGUCGCUUUCUGAAGGAGCCACUCGUGGGAUAUUCGAAUGGAUAUCCGAGUAGCGAAAGACCAAUUUAUCAACAUUCUUGGUUGGAUUUGGAAGAUACCGACGAAGAAGAGCACGAUGAUGCAGAAUCAGACUUGGAAGCACAUCAGAGCUCGAAGAAAACGCACGUUGAAUGGUGA